This is a messenger RNA of Siniperca chuatsi (mandarin fish), 3576 nucleotides long. RefSeq lists its product as uncharacterized. The record is from RefSeq and is a predicted model, not a curated record. The transcript is spliced from 7 exons. The coding region runs from base 73 to 861 and encodes 262 amino acids. NCBI's taxonomy places the organism in Eukaryota, Metazoa, Chordata, Actinopteri, Centrarchiformes, Sinipercidae.
UUCACAAACAUUUCUUCAUAUGGAGAAACUUUAGAUUACAGAGGUGCGACUGUAAAAACAGCUGUGUACGAAAUGGACGUGAAGGCUUCCGUGGUUGCUAUGUUUUGUCUCCAGAUGACCGCUUCUACUGAGGACUUCUUCCGUCCUGACGAGGACCGAAGACGUACAGAGCAAACUUCCAGCAUGGGAAAUUGUGAUGUGCCCAUCCGAGACCAUGACAAACAGAGGGCGAGGAGAACCUCUGGACGCUGGGCACAGAGUGCGUGGAAGCCUGGAGCCUACAGCAAGUGUCCGUGCUGCAGGGGCAGCCAGGUGCCGAAUUUAAACCCAAAGCGGCAGCACUCUGCUUGUACUGGCAACCUUCCCCAGAAGAGGAAGCGGACCUCAGUGGCCCGUCCUUCCAAACCUGCUCCUGAACACCCAGAGGUGCUGAAUUGGGUUCCCACUCCUCAGCCCUCCACCCCAGCUGCUGACAUUCCAGGGCUGUUGAAUCUGGUCCCAAGGCCUCAGUCCACCAACCCACCUGCUGACCUGCCAGUCGUCUCAAAUGUGGCCCCCAGCCCCCCACUGCUCCGCUGCAGCAUGACGGAACCUCUGAAAAUCCGCAACCGCUCAGUGGAAGAUUACCAGCAAAUCUACCAUGAAGUGGCAGAUGAUAUGCUGAGUAAUCAGGCCUAUUGUUUUCUGGCUGCACCUCCCUCAUCACUCUUUUACCACCCAACUGCUGCACCCGCCUCCACCUGCAGGUUCUGGAUGACAGCUACAUACAUAUCUCCACCCACAGCCUCUGAAGUGCCCCGUUCCAUCCAUCCAUACAACCUGCACCUCCACCUCCACCUGCAGAUUGUGGCAGACAGCUGAAGGCCGUACCUCCACCUACAGCCUCUACCAGCAACCUGCAGCGUCCACCUCCACCUGUAGAUUGUGGCAAAUAGUUGAAGCCCGAACCUCAACCUACAGCCUCUGCCAGAAACCUGCAGCUUCCACCUCCACCUGCAGAUUCUGGCAGACAGCGGCUGCCCACAGCAACACCUACAGGCUCUGCAAGACACCUGCAGCGUCCGUCUCCACCUACAGCCUCUACCAGCAACCUGCAUCUCCACCUGCAGAUUCUGGCAGACAGCUGAAUUGCAAACCUCCACCUAUAGCCUCUGCCACCAACCUGCAGCGUCCGCCUUCACCUGCAGAUUGUGACAGAGAGCUGAAGGCCAAAACUCCACCUACAGCCUCUGCCAGAAACCUGCAGAUGCUUGCCUCCACCUGCAGAUUCUGGCAGUCAUCUACAGGCCAAACCUCCACCUACAGCCUCCUCCAGCUCCUGCCUGCAGCAUUUGCCAGCAACCUCCCACCGCGGUCUCCACCUCCAGAUUCUAGCAGAAAGCUGCAGCCUGAACCUCCACCUACAGCUUCUGCCAGCAACUUGCACUGCCACCUCCACCUGAAGAUUCUGCCAGACAUCAGCAGCCCGAACCUUCACCUACAUUCUUUGUCAGCAAACAGCUACUGUCGCCUCCGCCUUCAUGUUCUAACAGACAGCUGCGGCCCAAACCUCCACCUUCAGUCUCCUCCAGCUGCUUCCUUCAGCCUUUGCCAGCAACCUCUCGUCUCCACCUUCAGAUUCUGGCAGCAGAUGCAGCCCAAACCUCCAGCUACAACCUCUUCUGCCCUCCACUAUAACCUCCACCUUUUUUAGGUAGCUAAAGAUCCAGCCUACCGUAGCCACCUCUGUCCCCAGGCAUAUCCUGCAGCCUCUAUCAGUAAUCCGUAGCCCCAUCACCCCCCUGCCCAUUCUGGCAGAUAGCUGCAAACAGCAGUCCCGACACUUGGUGGCAGCAGUUACUCCUGCCAGAUAUAUUAUGCCUCAGCCUCCACAUUCACUUAUAGCUCCUAUCAGCCAUCUAGUAGGAUGCAGCUCCAACUCCCGCCUACAGUCUUUGUCAAUUCAACCCCAUGCAACCUGCAGCCCCAGUUUUCUCAGUAUGUAUAAAGGGUUACUAGUUACAAAAUUCAAUGAAAACUAGCACCAAGUAGCUUUAUUUUUCCUAAACUUUAACCCUGUUGUUUUCUAUUUCCUGGUUGCUUUGGGUAACCUCAUGUCACUAUAAACCCUGCAGCAAAGUUUCUCACUCAGCUUUUUAUGUGUUGUGACCCCCCCCCCCCAUUAGUGUUCACAUUGAAAGGUUCAGCCUUGUGAUUGUUGAAGCCACCACCUACAAACCAGUGGUUGCCAGAGGGAGCGUCUCAUGUGAAAUGAGGGUUGGUGGUAAGGCACAUUUACGGCAUCAUGUGACGUAAAUUGUGUUGUGUGCAGGAAGAGCACCCAGCCGUCAACAUGAACCUGCACUAUAUGGAGAAAAAAAGGACUGUGAUGCUGAACUUCAUCUACCAGAAAGAGCUCUUCUUCCUCCAACCAGGCUUUGCACUCAAGGCCCUGUUGGACUUCACAGACUAUCAGAUCUACCAGGAGCGGAUCGAGGGCCGUGCAGACUAUUCCUUCUACAAGAGCUGUGCAUCAGAGACGUUUAUUCCUCCUCACCAUCCUCCACGUUCACCACCAACUCCUGCUCCUCUCCCAAACUGAGAGCGCCCCUUCACGUAUUCCCCUCGUAUCCUCCGUACUAGAAGUUUCUUCAUGCUCUGACCUCACUCCUGAACUCUACCUGUAGAGUAGCGCAUGCCAACGAGCCGAGCCUUUAAUUGUACCUUGCCUGUCACGCCUACAGGGAGUCUACGUUUCUAUGGAAGUCACUGAACUGCAGAAAUGAUCUCUGCUCUCCUGAUUAUGCACAUUAUGAAUUUGAGGAUGUCGAUGAAUGAAUCAACAAACUUUCUGGGAGUUUCUGAAUGAGGACAGAUGCCCUUCAUUUCCAGCCACGCUCCCUUAAAAAGACUGCCAGUUAGCUUGCUCUGUUAGUGUGAGUUGUGCUUGUUCUUUAAGCCUUUGCGCUGUUGCCCAAUAAAGUCCAUCAAUCAGAAUCAGAAUCAGAAAUACUUUAUCUCUGCAGUCAUCAGAUUUGAGUCCACAAGAAUUAGUAUAAAACAGAUACCUUAAUAUUUGAGAUCUUGGUGAAUUUGUGGAAUUUCGAACGCUAUUUUCUCAUCAGACAUUUUUCUCAUUUUUAUCUGUUUUAUUGCAGUUUGCCAGCAGCUAUAUGUAAUUAUAAGUUUCACUGAGGUGCCAAGAACAGGUCAAGAUGCUACUGUGAUGGAUGUGUUGAAACUUACAGGGACUAAUGUACUCCACUGUAAAAAGGCCAACUUAUAUUCUUUGACAUAAAUAAUGAUUACAAGUUGUUCGAACUUAGAAAUAGAAAUUAUCAGCAUGUAGAGUAAAAAUGUUUGUUGUAGCAACUAACAAAGCCAGUCCUCAGACUUCAACAAAAGUGAAAGAGUCCUCAUAACAUAAAACCUUUAGCUAUGAUUCAGCACAAAGUGAGAACGUUUGUUAACUUGUGUUCCUUAGUUUUAGAACCAUUUCAUAACUUACACAAUGCACGUUUUGACUAACUGUAAAUCAAGUUGUUGAUUGUUAGCAAACUUCCCAGCAUGGAUUGUAUAAAUAAAAUUCUCCAGAGA